CUUCUUUUUAUCAGGAGUUUGACUGAAUGAAAUGAGAGGCUUUUCAAAGGUUUCUGGAGGACUCUUGCAACCCUUUCGGCCAAAACAAAAAUCGGCAGCCUUGUACCUAGGAAUUCCGCAAAUUCCUUUUGAGCAUCAUGUUUAUUGGCAUCAUUCGCGACUUAAUCUUAUUUAACCCUGUCGGAAAGUUUCUGUACGAAAAUGUGUACCAUUGUUAUUUUAUAUUGGCUGCAUACGUCCUUUUCGUGAUGUGGCUCGGCCCUUUCUGGAUGAGGACCCGGAAGCCGUUCGACUUAAAAAUAUCGAUGAUCGCGUACAAUUUUUUCAUGUCAGCCUUCAAUUUACUUUUGGCGUGUCAACUGUACACAAGGAUGACAGAUAAUUGGCAUUUGAAAUGUCUCAGAGGUACUCCAGAAUAUUAUCAAAAGUUUCAGGUAAACAUGUCAUUGAUAUGGAAUCUAUUUUUUGAAAAAUAUAUCUCAUUGAUAGAUACGAUAUUCUUCGUACUACGCAAGAAGCAACAUCAGAUAUCAUUUCUUCAUGUUUUCCAUCAUACCUCUAUGUGUUUAUUCAGUAUCUCGUUUAUGACAAUUCCUGAUCCAGCUUUUUUUCUUGUCUUCGCUAUGUGCCUGAAUACCUUUGUGCACUUCGUCAUGUACUUUUAUUAUGGCUUAUCAGCUUUCGGGAAGUCAAUACAGAAAUAUUUGUGGUGGAAACAUUAUCUCACACUUUUGCAAAUUGCUCAAUUUCUGCUAAUAUUGUUAUUUAUGGUUAUAUCGUUUGGAAGCGGCUGCGAGAAGAUGGAGCCUCUACAAGCUCUUGUUGCAGUUUUUAUCGUCAGCAUGAUUGUGCUAUUCCUCAAGUUUUAUCAAAAAUCAAUCAAGAAAUCUAAGAUGCAAUGAAGCCAAUAACGCGUUGAUGUUAAAAUCAAGUACUAAUAAA
Messenger RNA from Argiope bruennichi, 942 nucleotides. Its product is annotated as elongation of very long chain fatty acids protein 4-like. The transcript has 8 exons. Gene Ontology annotation, molecular function: fatty acid elongase activity. Gene Ontology annotation, biological process: fatty acid elongation, saturated fatty acid; sphingolipid biosynthetic process; fatty acid elongation, polyunsaturated fatty acid. Gene Ontology annotation, cellular component: endoplasmic reticulum membrane. The record is from RefSeq and is a predicted model, not a curated record. Lineage: Eukaryota; Metazoa; Arthropoda; Arachnida; Araneae; Araneidae. The coding region runs from base 138 to 902 and encodes 254 amino acids.